ACAGAGAAACACCCAAAGCUUCUUUCUUGACAGAGACACAGAACCAAUUGGGUUGCAAUUUCAUGAUCAAUCCCACAAAGAAUUGAAAACCCUCUUUGUUAAUUCUGCAAUUUCACCUCUGCUUAGUGAUUUGAGCCUUUUGGGUUGCUAAAGAUUCAAUCUUUAUCGAAAAAAUUGGGGAUUUUGAGCUCGGGAAAUCGAUUUGGGAAAUUAGGGUUUUGGAGAAUUGGGAAAUGAGGGUGAAUGGAGAGACUGAGAUUGAAGGUGAGAACAGGAACACCAAGGAAAUUGAAGAAAUCGGAGAAAUGGGUUCGAUUGUUGGAGCUGAGUUUGCUCAGCCUCCUGUAAAGCUUGUAGUUGGGUACGCUUUGACAUCAAAGAAGAAGAAGAGCUUCUUGCAGCCUAAGCUUAUUGGAUUGGCUCGGAAUAAGGGUAUAUCCUUCAUUGCAAUUGAUCCAAAUCAGACACUUUCAGAUCAAGGUCCGUUUGAUGUUGUUCUGCAUAAGUUGCCGGGAAGAGAAUGGUGCGAGGUUAUAGAGGAUUACAGGCAAAAACAUCCAGAAGUUACUGUUCUUGAUCCGCCAAAUGCAGUACAACAUCUGCACAAUCGCCAGUCCAUGCUUCAAGAUGUGGCAGAUCUAAACUUGUCUGACUCCCAUGGAAUGGUUUGUGUUCCAAAACAAUUGACCAUCACAAAAGAUACAUUAUCUAUUCCAAAUGAAGUAGCUAAAGCUGGGCUAAAAUUGCCUCUAGUUGUUAAACCACUAUUGGUGGAUGGUAGCGCCAAGUCACAUGAACUGUCUCUUGCUUAUGACCAAUGCUCCCUCUCAGAACUUGAACCUCCUCUGGUCCUGCAGGAGUUUGUAAAUCAUGGUGGUGUCCUGUUUAAAAUAUAUAUUGUCGGGGAAGCCAUAAAGGUUGUAAGGCGUUUCUCUCUCCCUAAUAUCAGUAAACGUGAUCUAGAAAAACUUGCUGGUGUUUUCCGUUUCCCAAGGGUUUCAUGUGCGGCAGCUUCAGCAGAUGAUGCAGACCUGGACCCUAGUAUUGCUGAACUACCUGAACGACCUUUACUAGAGAGGCUUGCAAGGGAGCUUCGUCAACGAUUGGGACUCCGGCUAUUCAAUGUAGAUAUGAUCCGAGAGUACGGGACAAAGGAUGUCUAUUAUGUCAUCGACAUCAACUACUUUCCUGGGUACGGGAAAAUGCCGGAGUAUGAACACAUAUUUACAGAUUUUCUACUAAGCCUUCUGCAGAGCAAGUACAAGAAGAGACCUGCUACUUAACUACCGCAAGUACCCAGCAGCUGUAGGUAUCUUAGAAAGUUAGAAUGAGGAAUUGUCAUGUUUGCAUUUUACUUCUGUAAUUACAGAUAGGUUAAUGUGGUGAUUGCUUAAGUCACAAACAUGUACAUAAUGUUCUUGCAAUGUUGUAUGUGUACACAUGAGUUUCUCAUUUCAACAAAUCAUCACUUCCAAU
Fragaria vesca subsp. vesca is the source of this 1476-nucleotide messenger RNA. Its product is annotated as inositol-tetrakisphosphate 1-kinase 2-like. Gene Ontology annotation, molecular function: inositol-1,3,4-trisphosphate 5-kinase activity; inositol-1,3,4-trisphosphate 6-kinase activity; ATP binding. NCBI's taxonomy places the organism in Eukaryota, Viridiplantae, Streptophyta, Magnoliopsida, Rosales, Rosaceae. Bases 234 to 1283 code for a protein of 349 amino acids. The transcript has 10 exons. Gene Ontology annotation, cellular component: cytoplasm. Gene Ontology annotation, biological process: inositol trisphosphate metabolic process. The record is from RefSeq and is a predicted model, not a curated record.